AGAAAAUUGAGAGAGUUCUUCAGUCCAUCGAGGAGUCUUGUGCUGUUUGGACGUAUAAUCUCUCGGCGCAUUUUAUUUUCUGUGUUUCCCAGUUUUUUUUUCAUGCAACAUUAUUUAUACCUUCGCGAUAUUCCUUCACUUUGAUGGAUUAGCGGUGAACAGUAGAUUAUUCUUGAAAGUUUUCCCCCCACAAGCUAAAGAAAAUUUUCCUUGAGAGUGUGAUCCAAGCCGAAAGCUGAGUGUUUAAAAAUACACACAUACACACAGCAUAACCAUAGAGUGCCUUGAAAAACGAUGAUGUGAUCAGAGUGUGCUCCGGAAAUAAAAUUGAUUUCACUUGAAUAUUUUCCAUGAAUACUGUGUUCGCGGUUUUUGCGCGAAAAAUAGUGUGCUAGAAUUGCAUCUUGCCAUCAAACCGACCGGAGACAUUUUAGCUUGCAACAGCGAGUUCUUUUGCCCUUUUGCGAUAAGCCAGUCCACUGCUAAAAAGAGCCAACAUCAUGAUUCAUGUUGGAGACAACACUUGGAAUUUGCGGGUUUUUAUAACCGAUCUGCAAGUUGAGAAAACUCUCCGAGUGCGAGGAGAUUUGCACAUUGGCGGCGUUAUGUUAAAAUUAGUCGACCCAGAAAACCCAAAAGAUUGGUCUGAUCACGCCCUUUGGUGGCCAGCAAAAAACAUCUGGUUGACCCGAACACGAUCAACCCUCGAUCAAUGUGGUGUUCAUGCUGAUAGUCUUCUGCAUUUCACACCAAUGCACAAAACACUAAGGGUUCAGCUGCCAGAUUUACGCUAUUUGGACUGCCGUGUCGAUUAUUCCGCUAAAACCUUCAAUGCUGUGGUCAAUCUGUGCAAAGAUCUGGGCAUCAGACACCCCGAGGAGUUAUCCCUUCAUAAGCCCCUCGAACCGGCUUACCUGAAACGCAACUAUGCCAGCAUGCCGGCUCCUCGGGUGGCUGUAGAUCAGAAUGGCUAUCUACAACCCCCUCCGGACACCAACACCUUCAUCCCCACCCAUUCUAGUGGCCUCCAUGGCAGCAACGGCAGCCUGGAAAACAGCCACAAUGGCGGCCCAUUCAGCUGCGCCCCCGUGCACCAUGCACCCUCGCCCCAGCGUCAGACCCACGUGACACCCAUCAGUUCGCCCUCGGGCACGUGGAAUCGCGGCACAAACGGCCACACCACGCUACUGCACGAGUCCAUGUCUAGUCUGGGUGAGAUCACGGAGAAUCUGGCCUCGAGUCCCCGAGCCCCUAGCCCGGAGGCCCGAUCGCGCCUUGUCAGGCCACGAUCGCUGGUCGAGCGUGCAAGAAUGAACGUAGGUUGGCUGGACUCGUCAUUGUCCAUCAUGGAGCAGGGUAUCAGGGAGUUUGAUACACUCUGCCUCCGAUUCAAAUACUACACCUUCUUUGACCUCAAUCCGAAGUACGAUCAAGUAAGGAUCAAUCAGCUCUACGAGCAGGCAAAGUGGCAAUUGCUAAAUGAAGAAAUUGACUGCACGGAGGAAGAAAUGCUGAUGUUUGCAGCACUUCAGCUCCAAGUGGGCCUUCAGAGUGAGGUUCAACAGCCCGAUUCGGGCAUUGAUACAUCGAGUUUAGACAAUGGUGCUGAUGAUGACAUCGAUGCUGCCCUCAGUGAACUCCAGAUAACAUUGGAAGGACCCCACAAUAAGAACAACGUCGGUGACAUCACAACAAUACCCGAACUAACGGACUAUCUGCGAUUUAUGAAACCCAAGAAAUUCGCAUUGAAAUCCUACAAGAGGUAUUGGUUUGCAUAUCGUGAUCUGCAUCUGUAUCUGUACAAGAGUCGCGAGGAGGCGAAAGGCGGUGAUCCGGCCAUUAGAAUCAAUUUGCGUGGAUGCGAAGUGACUCCGGAAGUUAAUUUAUCACAGGGCAAGUUCAAUAUCAAACUCGAGGUGCCACCGGAGUAUUCUUCAGGGCCAAACAGCGAAAUGUGGAUCCGGUGUGAGCACGAGGAUCAGUAUGCCAAAUGGAUGGCAGCAUGUCGAUUAGCAUCGAAAGGUCGCUCCCUGGCAGACAGUUCGUAUGAAAACGAAGUGACUAGCAUAAAGUCCUUCCUUAGCAUGCAGAAGCCCGUCAAUGGACCCGUCAUUAGUAUAAAUCCCGACAACAUCGACCCCACAGACUAUGUUGCACCGCGCUUCCUCAAGAAACUCAAAAGCAAGGCCGUCAAUCGGAUCCUCGAGGCACAUGCCAAUGUUAAGGAUCUCCCGCUGAUCGAAAGUAAACUGAAAUUUAUUCAGGCAUGGCAGAGUUUGCCUGAAUACGGUGUCACAUUGUUCGUGAUAAAGUUCGAUGGACACAAGAAGGAGGAACUUUUGGGUGUUGCCAGCAAUCGUAUCAUGAAAAUGGAUCUCAAUACGGGAGAUCACUUAAAAACAUGGCGCUACAACACCAUGAAGGCUUGGAAUGUCAACUGGGAGAUUAAGUGCAUGAUGGUGCAGUUUCAAGAUGGAAAUGUUGUAUUUUCGUGCCUUUCGGCGGACUGCAAAGUUAUUCACGAAUUCAUUGGAGGCUACAUCUUCAUGUCGAUGCGCUCCAAGGAAACUAAUCAGACCCUCAACGAAGAAAUGUUCCACAAACUCACGGGUGGAUGGGUGUAGAAUUUACCCCCGAAAAAAGAAACGAGCAUUAAUUGGGAUGGGUUGGGAUAACACAAAAAAAAAACUGUUUAAAAAUAAACCUGUGUAAAUAUACUUUUAACUGUUGAUUCUAUUUACAAACUAAAUGAUUGAUGUAAUUAAUCUACUGUGUCUUAGUUGAUUAUAAGAAACUAAAAAAAAAUGAAAACAAGUAAUAAAUUGUGCCUCAAAUUGUUGCAAAUGCUGCACAAUUCAAGUGAAAAAUAUUAUUCAUUUUAACGUGUAGCAGUUUUAAUGUUGAUACCGCGUACGGCAAUAACUGAUUAGAUGUUUCUACGUAUUUUUUCUCUUGUUAAUAUUGCUCCGAAUAAUAGCUUUUUUCCUAACGCAAUAACGGCCAAAAGAAAAUAUGUCGAACGUUUUUUUCCCAUCUGCGGAAAAUUUAUACAACUUUCUGAGCAAUCAUGAAGAAAAAUUUCUUAUACAAUUUAUUGUACGAUUUAUGUGUAUAUAAAAUGUUUUAAAAUACGACAAAA
Molecule: messenger RNA, 3139 nt
Organism: Phlebotomus papatasi
Lineage: Eukaryota; Metazoa; Arthropoda; Insecta; Diptera; Psychodidae
Gene: Fit1
Product: unc-112-related protein
Exons: 7
Coding region: 501-2624 (707 amino acids)
Biological process (GO): integrin-mediated signaling pathway; cell-matrix adhesion
Cellular component (GO): cell-substrate junction
Molecular function (GO): integrin binding
Source: RefSeq, a predicted model, not a curated record